AUGAUUGCUGUUACAAUUGAUUUCAAAUGUUCCAGUGCCAUGGAAGCGGAUAAAAAAGAUCCGCAAUCGUCUCAAAAGGCUGAUGAAAACCCCCAAGGACAAGGUGAGAAAGACGAAGCCGCGCCCAAGCCCCACAAGAAAGUACGGUAGUCUGAUGAGUUUGAGAAUUCAGAUCAGAAUUUGAUUUGUUUUAUUUCGUACUGUAAGAUAUUCGUUCUAGAUAAUCGUUGGAGUAUGUGCAAUGCAAAGAAAAGCCAAUUCGAAGCCGAUGCGUGCGAUCAUGAAGAAGAUUGCGGAGUAUUACAAGGAAUGGCUUGAGAUCUACGUGUUCCCAGAGGAUGUUAUUCUCAAUGAUCCUGUCGAGAAUUGGCCUCUUUGUGAUUGUUUGAUCAGUUUUCAUGCCACGGACUUUCCAUUGAAUAAGGCCAUCGAGUAUGAGAGAUUGAGGAGACCGUAUGUCAUCAACGACCUUCAUCGACAGUUCGAUCUGGUAAGGAUACUGUAGUUUAAUUGAUGUCUACUACAAUUCGAUUAUUGUUAUUAUUUUUGCAGCUGGAUCGAAGAAAAGUGUUCCGAACAUUGGCCCGCGCCGGAAUCGAGCAUCCCAGGCAUUGUGUUCUGGUCAGAAAUGAGGAAGGAAAAGGUAAAAUACCCGUAUUUAAUAUCUGAAAAAGAGUUUCAGUUGUCGGCGGGGAACUGCGCGAGUUCAACGACCACAUCGAGGUCAAUGGAAUGGUGUUCAACAAGCCCUUUGUGGAGAAACCGAUCUCUGCCGAGGAUCACAACGUCUACAUCUAUUUCCCCAGCUCUGUUGGUGGCGGCUCUCAACGAUUAUUCCGAAAGGUAGGUUAAGAUGCAAGUUAAUAAUGUGGGGAAGAAAUAACACGAUAGGUUUGCUUCUCCCCUCGGUUAGAAUUUCCCUUCCUAUUGCUUUUCCCAUACUAACACCCUUCAAAAAGGCCCUGGGGCACUUUCCCAUCAUGGCUAUUAAAGCCAGUAGGCGAUUCGGACAUUGCUUUAAAGUCGGCUGCUCAGGUAAACGAUCGGAGUUCCUGGUACUCCCCGGUGAGUACUGUGAGACGAGAAGGAUCUUACAUUUAUGAGGAGUUCAUACAAGCAGACGGAACUGAUGUUAAAGUGUAUGCAGUGGGACCUUAUUAUGCACAUGCUGAAGCCAGAAAAGCGCCAGGAUUGGAUGGGAAAGUGGAAAGAGAUCAGGAUGGGAAGGAAGUCAGGUAUCCAGUCAUUCUGACGGCCAAGGAGAAAAUGAUCGCCAGAAGGGUUGUCAUCGCGUUUGGAGUAAGUGGGGACUAAUUGACAACUCUGUCUUAGCAAACCGUCUGUGGAUUCGAUCUUCUCCGAGCCAACGGAAAGUCCUACGUUUGUGAUGUGAAUGGAUUUUCGUUUGUGAAAACAUCCACUAAAUAUUAUGAAGAUACCGCGAGGAUUCUGGGAAAUACAAUCCUUAGAAGAUUGGCUUCUUCCCUGAGUAUCCCUUGGCAUAUUCCAUUUCAAGCUGGUAAGUGAUACUCAUAACCUCAUGUGUAUGCGAUAUAUAGAUGAUCCACCUUUGGUUUCAACUCCCAGUGGUCGAAUAAUGGAACUCCGAUGUGUGGUUUCGGUGAUCAGACAUGGGGACAGAACUCCCAAGCAGAAGAUGAAAGUAGUCGUGAAUGAUGAGAGAUUUCACAAUCUCUUCAAAAAGUAUGGAAAGGAAAAGAAAAUGGAAAUCAAAAUGAAAAAACCGGCACAAUUGAUGGAAAUGCUGGAAUUGAUCAGAGAAAUACUCCAUGAACAGCAAGACCUGAGGUCCAGUUCGUUGUCUAGAAUGACCGAGCUCAGAGAAGAUGAAGCCGAGUUCAAAGAAGUCGAAGCGGCCUUGGAGAAAGCUGAGGAAAAUGUCAAAACUUGGGACCAGAUGAGAACUGUUCUCGAAAUGUAAGGGAUACUCGCCACAUAAACUCCCGACAAUUUGCACAGUGUGGUUUUUCGCGUUCGUCAUCGCGACUUCCGGUUUUUAAAUAGCACGUGACAUGCACUUUUUACAAAAUUGUUGGGUCUUUAGCAAGUAGUAUAUUACGUAAUACUUUAGGUAUGGCCACUUCUCUGGGAUCAAUCGGAAGAUCCAAAUGAAAUAUGUAAACCCGAAAGAUGUGAAAAACAGCUCCGAAUCAGAAGAACCUCAGUCCCCGGACAUACUUCUUAUCGUUAAAUGGGGUGGAGAACUGACAACAGCCGGAGUAUUACAAGCUGAAGCGUUGGGGAAGUUAUUCCGGACAUUAUAUCCGGGAAUCAGAAGAACGGACGGGAAGGAUGGACCGGAAGACACUCAAGGACUAGGAUUCCUCCGACUUCAUUCAACCUAUAGACAUGAUCUCAAGAUAUAUGCAUCGGAUGAAGGAAGGGUUCAGAUGACUGCUGCCGCUUUUACUAAGGUAAUUUUGAUGACUGACUGAGUAUCCCCCUUUCGGGUUCCUGAAGGGGGGAUACACAAAAAUCCUGACUCUUUUGAUACCACAACUAAAAUUAAUUUUUAUAUAAAAUUUAAUUUGGAUUAGGGAUUACUGGCGCUCGAAGGAGAAUUGACCCCUAUUUUGAUGCAAAUGGUCAAGUCAGCAAACACUGAUGGUCUCCUCAAUGAUGAUUACAAUGCCAGGCAAUUCCAGAACGACCUCAAAGGAUAUCUGCAUUCAGUUCUUCAGGCUGACAGAGAUUUUACACCAGAAGAUUAUCAAAGUCUGAAUCCAUCGGGCCUCAGGUCCAUAAAUAAUGCCAUGGAAUUCAUCAAAAACCCGAGAAAAAUGUGCCAUGAGAUUGCCGGAUAUGUCCAGAAAAUGUGUGAGAUCAUCCGAUGGCACAAAAUCAACAAACCCGGUUUGUUUUGAAUCGUAAUUUUUUAAAAUUUUUGUACUUUUUUAGAUAGAUGCCUCUACCUCAACGAAAGCUGGGAGCUGGCCGAACGCCGUUGGUCGAAAGAACUCCGGGAAUUCAGAAAGAAUAAUCGAAACGGAACAGAUACCGACUUUGAUAUCUCGAAGAUCCCGGAUAUCUAUGACAACAUAAAAUACGACCUCGAACACAACCCCGACCUUUGCAUUAACAGUGAAACCGAAUUCGAGAGGUUCUACCUGUGUGUAAAGAACAUGGCUGACAUUGUCGUCCCGCAGGAAUACGGGAUCAGCACGGAAAGUAAGAUCUGCGUCGCCCAGAGAGUCUGCACCCCCUUAUUGGCAAAGAUUAAGAACGACCUCCACCGUUGUGUCCAGAAUCCGGAAGAUGAAGCCGAAAGUCUAACUAGGUUGGAUCCACGGGCUUCGGAAGGGAUUGCAACUCCAAUGAGACAUGUCCGGACAAGACUCUACUUCACCUCGGAAAGCCACAUCCACACUUUGAUGAAUCUGAUUAGAUACGGAGGACUCUGUCCAGUAAGUUUCUCAAGAAUAAAAGUUACCUUUAUCUUAGCCGGAUGACAAGAAAUGGCAGAGAGCGAUGAACUUCCUCUCCGGAGUCACCGAAUUCAAUUACAUGACGCAAGUCGUGUUAAUGGUUUAUGAAGACAGUAGAGCAGAAGAAGAAGGAAAUCCAACUGACCGAUUCCAUGUGGAACUCCUCUUCUCUCCUGGACUUUAUCCCUGCUUCCUAACGGAGAAGGAGAAGAUCUAUGAGACCAGAUUCAACAAUAAACAGAAGAUCCCCCAUUCAUUGAACACCAAGAGCUCCAAGACCUAUAAGAGUUAUUCGAGUGACGCCUCUGAUCGUGAAGGGAAUGAGUCGGACUUUUCGAAGGAAGCUUCUGUUCCUACUCUCAACCCUGCCAAGGAUUCUCAAAGAAGUUGUUCAUUUGAUGUCCCAUCUAGAUCGAACUCUUUGAAAACUCCGAGGACAUCGCCAAGAAGAACAUCGCCCUUGGAAAAAGAUGCCGCGAAAGUCCCAGAAGAUAAAAAAGGAAGUCCGGAAGGAAAAGAAGAUGGUCAUGAAUCGGAUGAGGAACUCACUGAUAACGCCGUUAAUCUGGUAGUGCUCGGAGAAGUCGCGGGUAAAGAGUUCAGUGAGAUGGGGCAACCGGCUCCACAACUAUCUAGGAAACGGCAUACGACAUCGGAAAGAUAUGAUGUUCAGACCAAAACAGAAGAAUUGGUGGAAGAAGCAACUCCAGAAAACUACAUGAGUUUGAUUUAUAACAAUGCUCAGAAAUUAGAGGAGGUCGGAAAGAAUAACGCCACGGGAGAAGCGGACAUCCCAAAAUUUGUGAGAUUCAACACAAAUCCCAAUCAAAUCAUCAAAUCGAUGAGUGAUGUGGCCUGUAAUAGACGAAGACUUCUGUCCACCGACGAUUCCCUAGAUGAAUCCAGAUUAAAAGAAGCCGAAGCCAAUGCCGAAGGACUGAUUCUAGAAGCGAAUCAAGCCACGGUGGGAAGUGGGCGAGGGAAUUGGGCCAAAGAUAUUCUGGGGGCGAAAGACGACGAGACAGACAAAAACAAUUCGAGCACUUCAUCCACAAAGACCUCCAACACAUCUCCCAAUGAACCCGAUCGACCUCCAUUAUCAGAAGUAUUCAGCCGAAGAGAUAUUAUAGUGAUGAAGAGAUCCGAAUCCAAAGAACCCCUUGGAAUUCAGAAUGCAGAGAAUCAAGAACUCAAAAGAGAUGGAGAAGAAGAAGCCAAGCGCCAUAGCUGUAAGUUAGUACCGCAUUAAAACUGACCCUAUAUUUCCCAUGAGUUUAAUAUCAAGGCAUUCCUUUGUUGCUUCAUAAUGUCUUUGACGAUUUCAGCGCGACGAUCACGUUUCCCCUAUCGUUUCAAGCAUCAUACAGUCAAUUUGCUUACAGGUCCGUAGAUAUCUGUUUAUACUUUUCAGGAUAUUGUACUAAACUUCAUUUUUUAAACCCGAAUCUAUGCUUAAUCUAAUACCCAGACUUCAGGUGGAAGUAGUGUAGAUAAUCGACUUAUCAGCACUGACGUCCUUAUGGGGAAGUUUGCAGACACGAGCAGGAAACGUCAUCUGAACAGUAAGUUAAGUUUUAAUGGUAAUUUUGUGUGAAUUUAGACCCCGCGGUGCUCUCAACAGCUGUUAUUGCCCGAUCCUCGUCUGCCCCUAGACUUCAGACCUACAAGGAUGGCGAUGAGAUCCCAGUAGCCGAGAUUCGAAGAUUCUGGCCACCCUUGCGAUCACUGGAAACAAUGCAUGACAACAUUCAAUUCAAGCAAUUCGAUCAAUUCUUGGAGAAAAUGAUCGUGAACAACACCCCACUACCCUCGCCUCCACGAACCCCGGUUUUUAAAGAUGACACUCCCAAUCAAGGUAGGAUAUAAUGAUGUUAAUCUAACGUGUUAUAUUAUUGUUUGUAAUUAAAUUAUUUUAGCCGCCAUAGACUCUAAACUAAAGGACACAAUCCGUCGUCUCAACAAGAUUCGACCAGACUCAGUUGACGCAUAA
Messenger RNA from Bursaphelenchus xylophilus (pine wood nematode), 5436 nucleotides. Lineage: Eukaryota; Metazoa; Nematoda; Chromadorea; Rhabditida; Aphelenchoididae. The record is from the annotation of a GenBank genome assembly.